Hemiscyllium ocellatum (epaulette shark) is the source of this 3772-nucleotide messenger RNA. RefSeq names its product protein spire homolog 1-like. Bases 205 to 2601 code for a protein of 798 amino acids. Gene Ontology annotation, molecular function: actin binding. Gene Ontology annotation, cellular component: cell cortex; cytoplasmic vesicle membrane. NCBI's taxonomy places the organism in Eukaryota, Metazoa, Chordata, Chondrichthyes, Orectolobiformes, Hemiscylliidae. The record is from RefSeq and is a predicted model, not a curated record. Gene Ontology annotation, biological process: actin filament network formation; intracellular transport; polar body extrusion after meiotic divisions. The transcript is spliced from 18 exons.
AGGCCGGUUUAUGUAUGAGGAGUUGGCACUAUGACCGCACUGCUGUUGAUAAUACUGUCACGAUGAUGAUGAUGAUGAUGAUGCAGAGGCUAGAGAAGACGGUACUGGCUUUAUUCCCGUUGCCGAUGGUGUAGUGGAGUUAGCUCUGUUGUGUUCGGAUCCAGAGAGAGAGAGAGACAGACAGACACACAGAGCCUGCGGAUCAUGGCAGAGCGAUGCUCCGGGAGCCCGGCCCCGGAAUGCGGCGCCCAGGCGGACUCCCACGACCCGGAAUCCCAGGAGCUGUCCCUGGAACACAUCCUGAAGCUUUACAACCAGCCCCUGAACGAGGAGCAGGCUUGGGCGGUGUGCUACCAGUGCUGCAGCAGCCUCCAGCGGCAGCGGCGGCCCGGGGACCCGCAGCCUUUCCCGGGCAGGCUGAGCGGGACCAGGGCGGUCAUUCUGCAGCGAGACGGCAACAUCAGCAUCCGGAGCGAAGCAGGUAAAGACAAAGUAAUCCGAUGUACAGAACCAGAGGUGAUUGAAUCUGUGGGAAUUCUUGUUUACAAAGCCCUGGACUGGGGCCUGAAGGACAAUGAAGAACGGGAGCUCAGCCCUCCUUUAGAACAGUUGAUUGGUCAAAUGACGAAUAUUCUGGAUGAGGCGCUGAAGACUGAAGGAAACCUGGAUGAAGGAUAUGAUGCUCAGGAUGAAGAGGAAGAGCAAAAAGAGAUUACCGUCAUAAGAAAUUUUAAACAUGUAAUGAUGCUCUGCGCUGCUCACUUGACGACACCGUCGGAAGCUCCAAACCAUUACCAGGCUGUGUGCCGGGCCCUGUUUGCCGAAUCCAUGGAGUUACGCACCUUCUUGGCCAAAAUUAAAAGUGCUAAAGAGAAUCUGAAGAAACUGCUGGAUGAGAAGGGUGAAAGCAGUCACCCCAACAUGGAACUCAAUGAGCUCAAUAACUUUGACUGGGCCUGCUUUUGGGUUCAAGUGAUGCGGGAUUUGCGGAAUGGUGUGAAGCUGAAGAAGGUGCAAGAGAGACAAUAUAACCCCCUGCCUAUUGAGUACCAGCUCACACCGUACGAAAUGCUCAUGGAUGACAUCCGAUCCAGAAGGUACACGCUGCGAAAGGUUAUGGUUAAUGGUAACCUCCCUCCCAAAUUGAAGAAAAGUGCCCAUGAAAUGAUCCUGGACUUUAUUCGCUCAAGGCCUCCAUUAAACCCUGCAUCUGCACGGAAACUCAAGCCACAUCCACCACGUCCUCGGAGUCUCCAUGAAAGAAUAUUAGAAGAAAUCAAAUCUGAGCGAAAACUGCGGCCAGUAUCACCCGACAUGAUCCGACGUAGCAAACAUGUAAUGAGGCCACUUAGCAUGUCUUGCAGUUUUGACUUGUCAGAUGUGACAACCCCAGAGAGGAGCAGGAAGACCUCACCCCCUCCUAUGGCCAAUGGUGCAGUUAUGUCCCAAAUUACAGAGACUGAUGCCCACACGUCACAAGUUCAAAGAAGAAGACUCCUGAAGGCACCUACGCUGGCAGAGAUAGACAGCUCCGACUCUGAGGAGGAGAGGAUUAAGAUGUUGAGGAGCAGUUCCAGUGGAUCAACAUUUAAAGUGGAAGACAGCUCCCCGGACACUCCAAAUGGCAAAAAGACUCCUCCAAUGUUCCUGCCCAUCUCCUCAACUCCACAGCCUGAGCGAAGGAAGCAACCUCAGAGGCGACACUCCAUUGAGAAGGAAACGCCAACCAAUGUGCGUCAGUUUCUUCCCCCAUCUCGGCAGAGUUCCAAGUCUCUGGUGUCCAGGCUAAGCAGUUUAUUACCUCGGAUGAGCCACCGACUGUUUAUCCCAAGCAUGCAAACAGUCUCCAUGCUUAAUUCUUGCCCGCUGGAAGCCGCCAUGUUUGGUUUGGUGGGGGCUGUGUAUUUUCUGUGUGAGGGAGUCUUUACCAGCAGGUGGAAAACACCAAAGGAGGAGUUCUGUUACCCUGUGGAGUGUCUGGCACUGACUGUGGAGGAAGUGAUGCACAUCCGACAGGUCUUGGUGAAAGCAGAACUAGAAAAGUACCAGCAGUAUAAGGAUGUCUACACUGCUCUGAAGAAAGGAAAGUUGUGUUUCUGCUGCCGAACAAAGAGAUUCUCGAUCUUCACCUGGUCAUACACUUGCCAAUUUUGUAAAAGACCAGUGUGUUCACAGUGUUGUAAAAAGAUGCGACUACCCUCCAAACCAUACAGCAAUCUUCCAAUUUUUUCCUUGGGACCUUCAGCAUUGCCAAAAGAGGGGAAGCUGUCGAAGUCUGAGAGGCCAUCAGGCAGUCGCCGUCGUCAUGAUGGUCAACACAAGAGUCUAGUCAGAUUUCCAUCAGUAUCCAAACCUUCAGAGAAAUCGACAGAUAGUCUAGAGUUCCCCAAAGAGCUGAUGGAGGACUGGAGCACGAUGGAAGUUUGUGUUGACUGUAAGAAAUUCAUUUCCGAAAUCAUAAGUUCCAGUCGGCGGAGCCUGGUGCUGGCGAACAAGCGGGCCAGGUUAAAACGGAAAACUCAGUCCUUUUAUAUGUCCUCGGAGAGUGCAUCAGAAUUUCGACUGGCAGCACCCAAGGAACGAACUAUCAAAGAGGUUUAGACCUGUGCCUUUUUAUUUUCUUCCUGAAGCUGUUUCUUUGAAGAGGGAUCUCCAAACAAAACAACUAGAAAUGGAUCCACAUACACACCAGAACAUGGACUGACUAUGCUAAAAUUCAUAAAUAUCUAGCUUUCAUGUAUUAAUAAAAGUCAGGGUUCAUUUGUAUAGUCUUAUCUUUGUCAAUGGGUCUUAUCCAACAUGAAAUAAUGUAAGUUACUUGUAUAUAAUUGUAAUAUAUUUUAUUAACAAGAGGGUUUGGACCUCAUUGACAUUGGGAGUGGAUGUUUAACACCACUUGCAGCAGGUGAAGAAUUGAUAACUUGUAUAAUAUUUAAUCUGUGCAGUAUAUGUACAUUGAAUAUAUACGACAGAAGAUCUUUGUUUAAUCUUGAACGUCUGCUAAGGCAAUGAUCUUAUUUGAUGGAGUCAUUUUUUAAACUUACACUUUGUGUCAACGGGUUUAUAGGUGAGCGAGAAAGAUCAUUUCAGUUGUUAAGGGCAAUAUGAGCUCACUUUUUUAUCAUUUAAAAGCAAAGGCACAUUUAUUUUUAAACUGGACGAUGGAUAUAUGACACAGACUCCUCUCUGUUUUCAUGAAAGCGACAGUAUUUGUCAAAACUGAUGUCAGACCUGUAUUGAACACUUCAUUGCCAGCUUACAUAGGACAGUUUUUGCACUUAUGUGAAGUACUUGAUUUAUGCUCUCUUUCGAAACUUCCUUUAACUAAUGGCUUGCUCCAUGGCAGUAGAUCUUAAGAUCAUAAGAAACAGGGAUAGGAGUAGGCCAUUCAGUCCGUCAAGCCUGCUUUGCCGUUUAAUAAGAUCAUGUGAUCUGAUUGUGGUCUUAAUUUUUCCUGAAGCAGCUUUGUGACCAGUCACCCACUGAGCUGAUCAAUCCAGCUUACUGCAAUAAAUUCAUUGCUAAUCCGUGUUGCCUUUCAGUCUUGGCGUACUGGUAAUUAGCCUGAACACUUAAGGAAUGGAUUGCCAUAACUUCCCAUUCUUUUACUCCAUUCCCCCAUUGUGCUGCAAGAUAUAGUUUCAAAGUUAUUACUGUAGAGCUGAUGUGAACAAGACAUGUCAUUCAGUUCACGUGCUGAGUUUUCUAUACGUUCGAUGUAAAUGCAAUGACUGUUCAUGCAUCAAUUAAAAACAAACUUUAAUCUUUAUAA